Spodoptera littoralis (African cotton leafworm) is the source of this 1806-nucleotide messenger RNA. NCBI's taxonomy places the organism in Eukaryota, Metazoa, Arthropoda, Insecta, Lepidoptera, Noctuidae. The record is from the annotation of a GenBank genome assembly.
AUGUCUCACGAGACGGAUCUUGUAAUAUCAGUGCCGCGUUCCCGUAUAAAUGAAUUUUACUGCAAAUAUUAUAAUUUAGUUGAAACAUUUUACUGUGUCACACUGUCUGAGAGUAAAUUGUGUUCCGCGAAUGAAAAACCUGAUUAUGUGUAUUUUAACGUCACGUUCAACUUGAAUCCAGCAGAUGGAAGUUUCAAUCCGAAGGAACUGACUGGGAGAAUACAGAAAUAUGUGGAGUCAUCAGUGGGGUGCGCAGGAGAGCGCGGCGAGGAUUCCAGUUAUGACUCGGAGUGUGAGGAUGAGAGUGCCCACCGUGCGGCCUCUCGGACCCCCUCCGACACCCUCGCCGCCGAGUUUGCAGAGUAUGUCACUCUCACACCACCACAACCCAACCAGGCAAAGAUCGAGUUUGCUAUGAAGUUGGGUUACUCGGAGCGGUUGGCGCGGACAGCGAUACAGCGGUUGGGCCCCGACCCGCCGUGCAACGAGUUGUUGGCGGAGCUGAUCAAGCUGGCCGCCAAGCAGCCGCCGCGCGCGCUGUCGCCCACUCCGCCCGCGGAACCAGACCCGCCACCCGACCGCGCGCCGCUCAGGCACAUCGUCAUAGACGGCAGCAAUGUCGCUAUGAGCCAUGGCAACAAAGAGGUUUUCUCGUGUCGCGGUAUUGAAAUCUGUGUGGAGUGGUUCCGUGCACGCGGCCAUCGAGAGAUCACAGCAUUUGUCCCCAAGUGGCGAAAGGAAUCAGCACGUCCCAACAACCCCAUAGUGGACAGAGACGCGCUCGAGCGCCUGGAGCGGGACAGAGUGCUCGUGUACACUCCCAGCAGACUGCUGGGCGGCAAGCGCCUCGUCUGCUACGACGACCGCUAUAUCCUUCGUCUUGCAGCUGAAACCGAUGGCAUCGUAGUGUCCAACGACAACUAUCGCGACCUCGCUGUGGAGAACCCAGACUUCCGGAAAGUAGUCGAAGAGCGUCUACUUAUGUAUUCUUUCGUGAACGACCGAUUUAUGCCUCCGGAUGAUCCACUCGGUCGCUCGGGACCAACGCUGGACGCGUUCCUGCGCGCGCCAGUGUCCCGCGCCGAGCCCCCGCCUGCCUGUCCGUACGGUCGCAAGUGUACGUACGGCAACAAGUGCAAGUUCCACCACCCGGAGCGCGCGGGCAGGCCGCAGAAGUCUGUCGCGGAGAAACUGUCCGAGCGCGCCGCCAAGACACUGCGCUCCCGCGACCUCCACACCGUCAGCCUGCCGCCCGGCGGCCGCCCGUCCGACGCUAAGCGACAGCUCGCGCGCGCGCAGUCCGCUGCGCCGCGCCUGCACGACGCCACGCUCGCCACACACUUCGACCGCGCGCAGUUGCAGGUGGCGGCCCCGCCACAGCUUCAAGUACCGGGACCUCCACCUCUGGUCUCGGGCCCCCUACAGGUCCCGGGCCCGUCGCAGCCGCCGCCCGAGGUGAACCCGCACCGCAAGUUGGCGCGCCAGCUGACGCUGAAUCCGGCGUGCGACCCGCGUUUGCAGACGCACGCGCUGGCCGCGCGGGUGGCGAGCGCGCCAGGCGCGGCGGGGAGCGGGGCGGGGGGCGCGGCGGCGGCGCUGGCCCCGCUGAUGUCUCCGUGCGCGUCCGACGGCGCGCUGCAGCACUGGGACGCGCGGCGCCGCAUGCACUACCACCUGGCGGGGAUAUUCCCCGAGGCACAGGUGGCGGAGGCCAUGGCGGCGUACCCUGAGGAGACGGACGCGCAGACGAUGUGCGCCAUCAUCCUGGCCAGGUACCGGCCGAGCGAGGCGCGCGUGCCUCAUUGA